Phoenix dactylifera (date palm) is the source of this 2894-nucleotide messenger RNA. Lineage: Eukaryota; Viridiplantae; Streptophyta; Magnoliopsida; Arecales; Arecaceae. The record is from RefSeq and is a predicted model, not a curated record.
CUAGUACCUCUUUCUAGUCCCCUUCCCUUCUCAUCCCAAUCACCAAUCACUUCUCACGGUUCUGUGUCCCUUUCUCUCCCUUCAUUACAGCCAAAAUAUCAUUGAACGCAAUGCAAAGAUAACCAGACCCUCCACCCUUGGUGCUGCCACUAGUAGAAACUCCAUCCCACUACCACUCCUUUACUAGAUCCUAUCUCUCUCUCUCUCUCAUCAUCCCAGUAGUCUAUACCUAAAACAAUUAAAGAACAAGAAGAAGGAAGAAAGAAGAAGAGAUGAGCCACUCCAUCUCUUCCUACCACGACUUUACUAGUAUCUUGUACUCUCUCUCUCUCUCUCUCUCUCUCUCUUCACUCUUCAGUAGUCCAUACCUAAAUUAAAGAACGAUCGAGGAGGAGGAAGACACAAGAAGAUAUGAGUCACCCCAUCCCCCCUUACCGCUCCUUUACUAGGUCCUGUACGUACUCUCUCUCUCUUCACUCUGGAGUAGUCUGUACCUAAAUUAAAGAAAAUUGAAGGAGGAGGAAGACGAAAUUAAGAAGAUAUGAGCCGGUGCGUUCCCAGGUGGGACCUAGAUGAUCCUCCUAAUCCACCAACUCAUCUUCCCUUCGACAAUCUUCCGUCGCCCCCCACCUUCGUUCCCAUUUUUAGGUCGGACUACGAGGUGGCAGAGCUGACGUGGGAGAACGGCCACCCCGCCUUGCACGGCCUCGGCCACUCCCGUAUCCAGAAACCCAUCCCACAGUACGCCUCCUCCUCCUCCUCCUCCGUCGCCGCCGCCGCCGAGUGGGAGAAGCAGCGGCCGAGCGGCACCCUCGAGGCCGUCGUGGACCAGGCCACCCGCGCCCAGCUCCUCCGCCCGACCCCAUCUCCGGACCUGGCGGCCUGGCUCGCGGGGGCCCACCCCCAACGGUCCUCCCCAGGCGUGAUGUACGCCCUCGUCCCCUGCGCCGCCGCCCCCAGCGACGAUCUCGGCGACCCGGGGGGGAUCGGGAGGAAGCGGGCGAGGGUCGGCGACGGCGGGCGGGUGUGUGCAAGCCAGGGGAGCGCGGCGGCGCCCGGGGCGGGGAGAGCAAGGGACAGCACGCUCGUGACUCUGGACACGCGCGGGGAAGACGACGUGGGGUUCACCAACACCAACACCAACACCAACACCACCGCCGCCAACUCCGCAUCGCCGGAGACGGAGAACACCAGCUUCGGCGGCGGUGGAGGAGGAAGAGGGAGGCUGCUGGCCUCUGAUGAUCGCGACUCCGUCUGCCUCAGCCGCCGCUCCCAGCUGGACGUUGCAUGCGACGAUGACGAGAAGGCAAGAACAGGGAGUGCGGAGAGGGCUUCUACGUCCGCCAGAAGGAGCAGAGCUGCCGCCGUUCAUAACCAGUCCGAACGUAAAAGAAGGGAUAGGAUCAACCAAAGAAUGAAGAUCUUACAGAAACUGGUUCCAAACUCAAGCAAGACGGAUAAAGCAUCUAUGUUGGAUGAGGUAAUUGAAUAUCUGAAGCAGCUGCAAGCCCAAGUUGACAUGAUGAACAGGAUGAGUACCAUGAUGAUGCCGAUGACCAUGCCGCAACUCCAGAUAUCCAUGAUGGCCCAAUUGGCUCAGAUGGGCAUGGGUAUGGGCAUGGGCAUGAUGGACCUCAACUCUCUCAAUAGGCCUAGCUAUGCUGGCUUACCUCCAGUCCUCCACCCCUCUGCCUUCCUUCCUCCCCCGUCGGCCUCUUGGGAUGCCUCUGGUGAUCGAAUGCAGCAACCUGGUGGCACUGUCGUCCCCGAUCCCUUCUCGGCCUUCCUUGCUUAUCAAACAACACAGGAAAAGAGAUUGCGUCCCGUCAUGAGGUAUUGUUUGUUUUGGAGAAACCCCCCGCCUUUGCACGAUGGAAGAUACCCCUCACGGUUUUGUCCAAGAGACGCCUCGCGAGAGAAAGGCAACCAGCGAGCGCGGAGGCAUACAACAGGAUGGCCACCCUGUAUCAACAAUUAUAUCAGCAGCCUCCACAAGGCAAUCCCAAGCCUUAGCCCAUCUUAUGUGAAUAUUUCAGUUGUCUGCUUUCACUUAAUUAUAGUCAUUGAGACUUUUAGCUUGACAAAGGGGUGGCAGCCGGACAUGCGACCACAAGUGUAUAUAAGGGAAGGGCAUCAACCACGUCGGCAUCUUUGUCAUCACAAAUCCAUAUGUGGCGGUCUGGCUCGGAUUUGUGUGGCAUGAACGCCGGCAGCUAUUUCAACGCCGUAUUUAAGCUGAUAUUGGUAGGAGAAACUAAUGAUUUGGGGGUCGGGUGGGAACGAAACAUGGCUACUUGUCACGUAGAUGUACUACUGAUCCUCAUUCCAACCACACAAUCGUACCCAAAGGUUAUCAUAAUAAAUUAUGGUCAGCAAAGCAAAUACCAUAACUUUUGGACCCACAAUAUUUAGCAUUAAUGGAUGGUAAGAACAGUAAGCUUUCGCUUGAUGCGAAGCUGACCUCUAGAUACUCACUUCAGUAUAAACGCCUAUAGCAUUCAGAGGAUGGGUUCUUCUGGGGAUUUUUUAGCAUGUAUCGCAACAUCAAGUUGGCCAAUCAAGAAAAUCUUGUACUCUUGUUGCUCACCAGAGCCAACAACAUUGUUGUACCAUGAUGGAAAAUUUGGAUCUCUUUGGCCGGAGAGAUCUUUUCCUUACAGCAACCUAAUUAUGAGUAGGAACAAAUUAACAUCAUCGGCCACCUGUCUCCUUGCUCAGCUCUUGGAUAAGGGGUCUAAGAUGCCACUACAUGAAGAUAGAGAAGGAAGAAGAAAGUGCAAAGUGACAUUUGAAAUCGCUGAAUCGAUAGUCUUGGACACAAUGAGCCGAGUUAGCUGCAUUUUGACAUGUUGAUCCCAAAACAAAUCUGAAUUUCAUUUUAAAUUAGAUCAAAA